This is a messenger RNA of Hydractinia symbiolongicarpus, 1028 nucleotides long. RefSeq lists its product as uncharacterized. Bases 1 to 708 code for a protein of 235 amino acids. The transcript has 2 exons. The record is from RefSeq and is a predicted model, not a curated record. Lineage: Eukaryota; Metazoa; Cnidaria; Hydrozoa; Anthoathecata; Hydractiniidae.
AUGAAUGAAGAGAAUCAAUCAAGUGAAGUAGAAGAUGAAGAUCAAAAUAACAUCAAAGAAUCUGUGGAGGCACAAAGCAAAAAAGUUGUAAAUGAAGGGUUGAAACCUUUUAAAGCAGCCAGGCAGGAGUAUGAUGAUGAAGCUGUAGUUUUUAAAUAUGAUGUGGAAGUUUUUAUCAUCGAGAUUGAAAGCUAUCCACGCUAUCUACGUCUGCUCGAUCUCAUCAUGAUCAAGACAAGAACCUCUUGGGAAGAAUUAUCCAAAAAGUUUAAAAAUCCAGUUGAAUUCAUGAAAAUUCAGUGGAAAGAUCUGCGGGAAAACCUAAAGAGGUGCUUGGUGAAGCGGUCUAAAAUGAUGAAAUGUGGUGCAGCGUUCCACACUUUGCCAAACUGUAAAUAUUUUCCGCAACUACAGUUUCUUCAAGAAAAAGUAAUGAACAAGAAAACGUGUAGUAAUGUUAUGGGCUCACCACCACCAGUCGAAUUAUUUCCAAAACCAGAAACAGUUUCAGACUUUUCUGCUGCAGCAGAGUCUCCCGCAAGUACCCCAAGUCGACCUUAUGCAAAACGCUCUAGUUCUGAAUGCAGUUCGAGCAGCAGCAAAAGUAAUUCAAGCAGCAGCAAAAAAAUUAAAGAACAGGAAGCUGCUCAAAUGGACAUGCAUGUCCUCCAAAAAAAAAUAUCUCUAGCGAAAAAGUUGUCAAUGUAGAGGAGGAUGAAGACAUGCACUUUUGCAAGAGCCUUGUAGGUACACUUCGGAAAUUCGAUUCGUAAAAAAUAAGACAGCUAAACUCAGAAUACAACAACUGCUUUUUGAACUUGAGUUUGGAGGGAGCGUAUAGAGGAAACUUUAAUAAAAAAGGGUUGUAUUUUUACAUAUAUUUAGUGUAUAUAUUUUUAGAUACUUUUUCAGUGUAAAUAUUUUAAGUAUAAAUAAUUUACCAAUAUUAGGACCAACAAUGAGUAUGUUUAUUAUUUUUUUUAUUGACAAUAUAUUUCGGAUAAACAUUAUCCAUCAUCAGGUCUAAA